This is a messenger RNA of Aspergillus sclerotioniger CBS 115572, 1800 nucleotides long. RefSeq names its product GMC family oxidoreductase. Gene Ontology annotation, molecular function: flavin adenine dinucleotide binding; oxidoreductase activity, acting on CH-OH group of donors. Lineage: Eukaryota; Fungi; Ascomycota; Eurotiomycetes; Eurotiales; Aspergillaceae. Bases 1 to 1800 code for a protein of 599 amino acids. The record is from RefSeq and is a predicted model, not a curated record. The transcript has 4 exons.
AUGGCUACUGCAUAUGACUUUGUCGUUAUUGGCGGCGGUACAGCUGGCCUGGUGAUUGCUUCUCGACUCAGCGAGGACCCUAGCAUCUCUGUCCUGGUUCUUGAAGCAGGCGCCGACAUGACAGCAGAUCCUCGCGUGAACAUCCCCAUCUUUUAUGCCGCACUACUUGGAUCUGAUGCUGAUUGGAAAUUCCAAUCUUCCCCUCAGCCGGGCCUCAAUGGCAGAGUGCUUGGUCUCAACCAGGGCAAAGCACUUGGAGGAUCCAGUUCAUUAAAUGCACACGUGUUUGUUCCUCCUUUCAAGGGAGCCGUUGACUCAUGGGAGGAACUCGGUAAUCCUGGAUGGAAUUGGACUAUGUUAAAGGACUAUUUCUCUAAGGCCUAUAACAGUCCAACUGUAGCACAAGGUGCUAAAGAAAACCUAGCAAUCAAGGACUGGCCUAGAUUGAACGAAGCGAAAGGUCCAAUCCAAACGUCUUUUGGUAAUGAGACACACCCUAUUCGCAGGGCAUGGGCCGAACUGUUCCGCAGCAGUGGACAAUACAAUACCGGAGAUCCGUUCAUCCACAGCUCUGUUGGCUCAUUCAGUUGUCUGGCUAGUAUUGACUCGGAGGGUAGGAGAAGCAACUCUGCCUCAGCCUAUCUUAAGCCUGCUGAGCUUCGACAAAAUCUUCAUGUUCUUACGAACUCAUUUGUUGAGAGAGUUCUGUUUGAUGAAAGCAACCCUCCCAGAGCUAUUGGAGUCCAAUAUAAGCUCGAUAGCAUCUCAACGACUGUUCAGGCAAAGAGUGAAGUUAUACUUGCUGCUGGUGCUUUUCAAUCUCCUAAAAUCCUCCAACUUUCAGGAGUUGGUAGAGCAGAACUUCUUGAACAGCAUGGCAUUGAUAUAGUGGUGGACCUUCCUGGGGUUGGGCAGAAUCUUCAGGAUCAUAUGAUAUCGUACACCGCAUUCCAAGCAAAGCCUGAACUUGAGACUAAGGACUCUCUGGUUAGACAAGAGCCUGAAGCCAUUGGUCAGGCAAUGCAGGACUACGCUGCCACGCAAUCUGGGCGCCUAGCAUCACUCGGAGUUCAUACCUACGCUUAUUUACCUCUUCCUGAGCCGGACAGAAGUGCUCUCCAGGCAUUAUUUACGAACGACGCCCCUGAGAACUCACAGCACAGGGCGACAAAAGACUAUUAUGACAUCGCCAAGGCCACUGUUCUUGAUCCCAAACAACCAUCAGCUGCGUACCUGUCCGCCUUAGGGCAGACUAAUUAUUCGAAAGACCUCAAGGACGGGAAUAUCCCAGCUGCUUCACCUGGAAAGUUCGUCACGCUUGGAGUAAUGCUCUCUCAACCGCUUUCUCGCGGAAGCGUUCAUAUUACCUGCAACAACCCUGAAAAGCCCCCAAUCAUUGACCCUGGUUACCUGUCGAAUCCUCUCGAUCUGGAGGUCAUGGCACGGCACUUGCUCCGUAUCAAAAAAUUGGCAGAGUCACCUCAGCUCGGGGAGCUGCUCGAACAGCCACUAAAGUUCCGAGACCCAGAUGCAGACUUCCAGGGAGACUUAGAUGCCGCAAAGAAGUAUGCUCGGGAUAAUUUAGUCUCCAUGUGGCACUUUGCAGGGACCUGUUCCAUGCUGCCUCGCGAGAAGGACGGAGUGGUGGAUUCUAAUUUAAAGGUCUAUGGUAUCGAAGGCCUGAGGGUUGUGGAUGCGAGUGCUAUCCCGCUUGUAAGCACAGCGAAUCUGCAAGCCACUGUGUACGCAUUCGCGGAAAGAGCAGCAGACCUCAUCAAGCAGGACCAGAAGAGCGAGUAA